Molecule: messenger RNA, 1548 nt
Organism: Pomacea canaliculata
Lineage: Eukaryota; Metazoa; Mollusca; Gastropoda; Architaenioglossa; Ampullariidae
Exons: 2
Coding region: 59-400 (113 amino acids)
Source: RefSeq, a predicted model, not a curated record
UGUCACCUCCGCCAGCAUUGCUCUGUGGCAGACCUUUGCCACUUUUUCAGCUCUCAUCAUGCCGGCUCCUAAAGAGUCUCUCUGCCGUUACGGUGAUCCAUUCCGUGGUGGUCAGAAUCCCAUUGUUCGUUUUGAGGGUGGCAUUGGCUCUGCUGUGGGAUUGGAUAAUGUCGUUCCAUUUACAGAGAUUUAUUCCCCCUGCAUUCCAUGUGAGAGAGACUGUAGCAGAUACAUCUGUGAUCCCAAGUGUGAUGCAAACAUCACUUCAGGUCUGAUUUUGACCCUCAGAAACCUGACACUCCAAGUUGUGAAAGACACUGGUGAUGGAGAUGAGCAGCCACAAGUUUUUGGCACAGUUCCUUGCAUAUGCAUAAUGUAUAUCUUGUUACGUAAUGUAUAAUGCCAUAAAAUGUAUGAUUCAAAUAUUUAUAUGUACAGAUGUUUUAUACAAGCAGCCCAAAAAUCUUCAGCAUCCUACCUAUGUGCCAAGAUGCGAUCAACUGUGUCCACUGAAUUAAGAGCAUCUUCAGGGUUAGUCAGGUGGGACACAAAAUCGGGAGGCCACAGUCAUAUGUUGCAGUAAGGUCUGCAUGUGUCAGUGGUGUAAGCACCAGUCUGUCCAACAGCCAUACCUGUCAAUGUACAAUACUUUGACUUUGAGAGACAUGUUUUAUAACCUAAUUUGUGUAACAAGGCAAAAUGAAUUUGCUGCACCAACCAAGAAGAAAUAUACAUUGAAUUUUCUUUUUAAUUAUGGCUGUUCAUCACUUUAUCAUGAAAGAUAUCGGCGACUGGUGCUUAUGUUAGAUGCCUCUCUAUUAUGAUCAUUUUACAGACACACUAACCAUUGCAUGGGCUUUGUGACAACAAUAUUUGAAGUCGAUCGUUUCUGACGUCUGGCUGUCGACAGUGCAAGCUAAACACUGCUUCCAUUACGACCAAUGAGAACACUACCCUUCAUUUCUGGUCUAGUGCACCGCAUCUCAUUGCAGGCAUCAACAUACAGGAAAAGUUCACUGCCUGGAGCCAUCGGAAAAUCUGGAUAUGCACAAGUGUAGCUCUUUAGUAGUGUACUAAGUUAUGUCUUUCUUUGUAGAGGGUAUGGGUCGACAGCUCCCAGUACUGUGCAGUUGUGCGGCUAUUUUCAUCUUUGUUGUGUUCUUGUAUGACUAGCUCACCCAUAAGUAGCCAUUGGGGACUGACAGGUUGGUUACAACUGGAUUUGGAAAUUACAAUUUAUACUUAAAUAAGAAUGAAUUAACAUAAAGAGAGCCACAGCAAUUGUGUGUGGGUUUUUUUGCAUUUGUAAUGCGUAGAGAGCUCACCUUUGGCUUUCACUGGGAUACCGCACUUUAAAAGAUUGCAUCAUAUACAAUUGAGAACUCAUGCUUCUUGGACAUGCUUUGCGUGCGGAUUUUUCUCCCUUGUUUGUAUCUUUUGUUGCGGCACUAUGCUCUUCGAGGAGUAACAAGACUUAACUAAACUAGCAUAUCUUUUGUGCUCUUCUGUUUCCUGACCUAUAUUGGACCACAAACUUGUAUUAAUAAA